Lachancea fermentati is the source of this 792-nucleotide messenger RNA. The record is from the annotation of a GenBank genome assembly. NCBI's taxonomy places the organism in Eukaryota, Fungi, Ascomycota, Saccharomycetes, Saccharomycetales, Saccharomycetaceae.
AUGAGCUCCAGCGACGAGGACGAGAGGUUUCUGUAUGGCUCUGACGAUGAAGGUGCUGAAAUCACUGCAUCUGAUAAAAAGAGACCUCUUGAUGAGGAUGAAAAAGCAGAAGAGUCUAAGAAAGCAAAGGUUGUCGAUUCAAGCAGUAGUGAAACGGAGUCCAGCGACGAAGAUCAAUCAGAUGACGACUCUGAUGUGGAAUUCAUUAUAGGGCUGGAUGGAGAUACUUCGAAACUCGACCAGAAGGACAGAAGCAUUAACUCUGUGACAAUCUCAGCACCUACCGUGGAAAGUGGCUCUGCUCUCGGUGCCGAUGAAGAGUUAACGGAAACGAAACUUCCCCUAGAAUCUGAUAAAGCCGAGACUUCUGAUGUAAACGCAGAAGAUAGACAGCAGACACUUGAUUUAGAUGCUCCCGGGAAGCUUGGAGACCAAGAUAUCACCGACAUUGACCCUGAAGUACUGAAGGAAAAACCUUGGAGGCAACCAGGCGCGAAUAUUAGCGAUUAUUUCAACUAUGGUUUCAAUGAACAAACAUGGACAGAAUACUUGCAUCGUCAAGAGAAGCUGCGUAAAGAAUACAAUCCUCAUAAGAUUUUAAUGGGCCUUUUGGCUUUACAACAACAAGGGAAACUCAAUGAAUCGAGCGCAGACGGUGUAUCUUCAGAUAGUACUGUCAAUGCACCAAUCCCGCCUGCUGCAUUUCCAAUGGGUAUGCCUCCGAUGUUUGGUGGCUUUCCAUUUCCAUUUCCUGGCAUGAUGAAUAACAUGAAUCCUCAACAGAAAAAAUAA